Durusdinium trenchii is the source of this 1377-nucleotide messenger RNA. The record is from the annotation of a GenBank genome assembly. NCBI's taxonomy places the organism in Eukaryota, Dinophyceae, Suessiales, Symbiodiniaceae.
AUGCCAUGCUUGAUCCGUUGGCCAAUUGCUAGGUUGGCCGAGUCGUUUGACUUGCUUCUUCUGGUGCCUCAAGAGGCGCUGCCAGCCAACGCGGUCUCCGGCACCAAGGUGGGCAACCGCUUGGCUGGCAUUGUCAUAGAUGAGGAGGCAAUGCGUUGCGCCAAGCAGGAAGCUGGGUUUGCUAGAGUGGAGGUUGAAAGUGCAGUGACUGCAGGCUUCGAGAAGCGCAAUUUGUCCAGCAAAGGCGCCAUUGGGGGGCAAUCAGCAUCUGCAGGCCUGUUUUCUGUUCGUGGAGCUGUCUCUGUUAUCAGUAGUACAAACUUCUUCACGGCCUCUCCCAUGGGUGUCCGUGAUGGCUUAGACUACAUGUACGCGGGUGUGGUCCGCUCUGUCAAUGUUGAGCUUCUACAGCGUCAACUGCAGGAGGGCGCAAUUGUGUCUAUGACUCCUUUGGGGUCAAGCCCCGGUGGUGAAGUCUUUUAUGUGUCGUCUGAAGAGUUGGCUGCAAAAGUGGCCAGCAGAUUGCAGGCCAUCAAGCUGGUUUACAUUACCAAGGGCCAGUGCCUGGUGGACACUCGACAGUCACGCAUCAUUGCAGGCAUGCAAGCUCAUGAUGCUCGCAAUCUACUGCAGUAUUUGGAAAGUGACAAAGCCAACCAAAACUACUCGGAGGAGGAAAGACGAUCGGAUUGGUUCAGCAACUUUGUGCGCAGUCUCAGGCUUUUGGUCGCUUCGGUGUCACCCAAAGGAGUUCGUCGGGGACAUCUCGUCCAAGCAUUUCCUGGAUCACUGCUGCAAGAGUUCUACACCACUGAUGGCAGCGGUACCUGUGUGGCCCAGGACGUUUACCAGGGCCUUGGCUGUGCAACGUUGGCAGAUGCUACAUCCAUCAUGGAAUUGCUUGCUGACGCGCAAGAUGAACACCUCAAGCUGGAACAAGUGGAGGCAAGCUGCGCAUCAGGUGAAUUCUUCGUUUGGCGAAGAGACGAGGUUGUUUUGGGCUGUGGUCAGCUUGUGGCCCACAGUGUGUCCCAAAAUGCGGGCGAGUUGGUGGCAGAACUUCGACAGUUGUGCUGCGCAGCUGGAACCUUUUUGCCCAACGCUCCGGCUUUAUUCGCCUACGCUGAGCGCGCUGCUGUUCUCGGCGGGGCGCAGCUCCUCGUAGUUCUUGAGUCAGAGGACCCCGAGCGCAAUGCCUGGUUUGCUGAGCGUGGCUUUGUCUCGCCAUCUUCCAACGAUAAAGCAAAGUCAUUGCCUCCUUCUUUGCAAAGUCCAAGAGUCUACAUCAAACGCCUUGGCGAAGACUCGGGUGAGGAGGCUGAAGCUGCUAUUGCGGCCUACGCGGAGGAGCAACGCAUGUGGGGUGGAAUGGUGUGA